Molecule: messenger RNA, 1101 nt
Organism: Sordaria macrospora k-hell
Lineage: Eukaryota; Fungi; Ascomycota; Sordariomycetes; Sordariales; Sordariaceae
Biological process (GO): alcohol metabolic process
Molecular function (GO): zinc ion binding; alcohol dehydrogenase (NADP+) activity
Source: RefSeq, a predicted model, not a curated record
AUGGGCUACCCAGAGACUUUCGAGGGCUUCGUCGUUGACUCGCCCAAGACCUGGAACCAGUUCCACCGCCACGAGCUCAAGCCCAAGCCCUUUGGCGAUGACGAUGUCGACGUCCAGAUCGAGUGCUGCGGCGUCUGCGGGUCGGACGUGCACACCGUCACCGGCGGCUGGGGCGAGUUCGAGGGUCCUCUCUGCGUCGGGCAUGAGGUUGUCGGCAAGGCCGUCAAGGUCGGAAAGAACGUGUCGGAGAUCAAAGUGGGCGAUCGCGUCGGUGUUGGUGCCCAGGUGUGGGCCUGCCUGAAGUGCGAUGUCUGCAAGAGCGCCAACGAGAACUACUGUCCUCACUUGGUUGACACCUACAACGCCAAGUACCCAGAUGGCUCCGACGCCACCGGCGGCUGGGCCUCUCACAUCCGCGCCCACCAAUACUUCACCUUCAAGAUCCCCGACGCCAUCCCGUCCCAUCUCGCCGCCCCCCUUCUCUGCGCGGGCAUCACCACUUACUCCCCACUAGUCCGCGCCAAGGUCGGCCCCGGCAAGACGGUCGGCAUCAUCGGCAUCGGCGGCCUCGGCCACCUGGCCAUCCAGUGGGCGCGCGCCUUGGGAGCCGACACCUACGCGCUGACUCACUCGGAGUACAAGACGCAGGACGCCAAAGAGCUGGGCGCGCAGCACGUCAUCAUCACGGGCGACGACGAGAAGUGGGCGGAGCCGUACAAGUUCAAGUUCGACUUCAUCCUGAACUGCGCCAACGCCACGCACAAGUUCGACAUGAAGACGUAUCUUUCUCUCCUCAAGGUCAACGGCGAGUUCCACAUGGUCGGCAUCCCCGAGGAGCCACUCGCGCCCCUGGAGCCGUUUGCCUUCCUGGCGAACGGAUCCAAGCUGUCGGCCAGCCACUUGGGAAACAACCAGGAGAUGAAGGCCAUGUUGCAGCUGGCGGCGGAUAAGAAGAUCUUCCCCAAGGUUGAGACGCUCCAGCUGGGUGAGGAGGGGUGCAAGGAGGCGGUGGAGAGGGUUAAGGAGGGUAAUAAGGUGCAUUAUCGGUUAACCUUGACUGGCUUUGAUAAGGUUUUCGGAAAGGUUGAGUAUGGUGCUUAA